Messenger RNA from Equus quagga, 2258 nucleotides. It is a transcript of the gene FAM20C, whose product is annotated as FAM20C golgi associated secretory pathway kinase. The record is from RefSeq and is a predicted model, not a curated record. Gene Ontology annotation, cellular component: Golgi apparatus. Gene Ontology annotation, molecular function: protein serine/threonine kinase activity. Bases 1 to 1761 code for a protein of 586 amino acids. The transcript has 10 exons. NCBI's taxonomy places the organism in Eukaryota, Metazoa, Chordata, Mammalia, Perissodactyla, Equidae. Gene Ontology annotation, biological process: protein phosphorylation.
AUGAAGAUGAUCCUGGUGCGCAGGUUCCGCGUGCUCAUCCUGAUGGUGUUCCUGGUGGCCUGCGCGCUGCACAUCGUGCUGGACCUGCUGCCCAAGCUGGAGGGGCGCGGCGCGCGGCCCUCAGGGGAGCCCGGCUGCUCGUGCGCGCAGCCCGCGGCCGACGCGGGGGCCCCCGGCUGGGCCAAGGCCCGCGGCCGCCCGGGGGAGCAGCCGGCGGCCGCCUCUGCCGGGGACGCGGGCUGGCCCAACAAGCACACGCUGCGCAUCCUGCAGGACUUCAGCUCCGACCCCUCCUCCAACCUCACGUCCCACUCGCUGGAGAAACUGCCGCCCGCGGCCGAGCCCGCCGAGGGCGCCUUGCGCGGCCGGGACCCCGGCGCCCCGCGACCCCGCGACCCCGCGCACCGGCCGCUGCUCCGGGACCCCGGCCCCCGGCGGUCGGCGCCGCCCCCUGGCCCGAGCGGAGACGGCUCCCUGCUGGCCAGGCUGUUCGAACACCCGCUGUACCAGGUCGCACUCCCGCCGCUGACGGAGGACGACGUCCUCUUCAACGUGAACAGCGACAUCAGGUUCAACCCCAAGGCGGCCGCCGCGGCAGAGAGCCCCGACUGGCCCCGCGAAGGAGCCGAGGAUGAGGAAUUCUCCCCCACGGGGGAGGCGGCCAUCGACUCCUACCCCAACUGGCUCAAAUUCCACAUCGGCAUCAACCGGCACGAGCUGUACUCCAGGCACAACCCGGCGAUCGAGGCCCUGCUGCGUGACCUUGGGGCUCAGAAGAUAACCAGCGUUGCCAUGAAGUCAGGGGGCACGCAGCUCAAGCUCAUCAUGACGUUCCAGAACUACGGGCAGGCGCUGUUCAAGCCCAUGAAGCAGACGAGGGAGCAGGAGACGCCCCCCGACUUCUUCUACUUCUCCGACUAUGAGAGGCACAACGCGGAGAUCGCGGCCUUCCACCUGGACAGGAUCCUGGACUUCCGCCGCGUGCCGCCCGUGGCCGGCAGGAUGGUCAACAUGACCAAGGAGAUCCGGGACGUCACGCGGGACAAGAAGCUGUGGAGGACGUUCUUCAUCUCCCCAGCCAACAACAUCUGCUUCUAUGGGGAGUGCUCCUACUACUGCUCCACGGAGCACGCGCUGUGCGGGAAGCCGGACCAGAUCGAGGGCUCGCUGGCCGCCUUCCUGCCCGACCUCUCACUGGCCAAGCGGAAGACCUGGCGCAACCCCUGGCGGCGCUCGUACCACAAGCGCAAGAAGGCCGAGUGGGAGGUGGACCCCGACUACUGUGAAGAGGUGAAGCAGACGCCGCCCUACGACAACAGCCGCCGCAUCCUGGACGUGAUGGACAUGACCAUCUUCGACUUCCUCAUGGGGAACAUGGACCGGCACCAUUACGAGACCUUCGAGAAGUUCGGGAACGAGACCUUCAUCAUCCACCUGGACAACGGGAGAGGGUUUGGAAAAUAUUCGCACGACGAGCUGUCCAUCCUGGUGCCUCUACAGCAGUGCUGCAGGAUCAGGAAGUCCACGCACCUGCGGCUGCAGCUGCUGGCCCGGGAGGAGUUCAAGCUGAGCCUGCUGAUGGCGGAGUCGCUGCGGGGCGACCUCGUGGCACCCGUGCUGUACGGGCCGCACCUGGAGGCGCUGGACCGGCGGCUGCGCAUCGUGCUGCAGGCCGUCAGAGACUGCGUGGACAAGGACGGGCUGCCCAGCGUGGUGGAGGACGACCUGGGCCCCCCGCACAGAGGCUCCGCCCGGAGGUAGUGACCGCGAGCCGCCGGCCGGCCAGCCGCCAAGGGGGACACGCGCCCGCCGCACAGCCGGGACCUCCGGGCGGACGGGCUGCUCCCGGCCGGGGCCGUGGGUCCAACAGGACUCGCCUGACUCUUUUCCGAGACAAGAGGCCAGGAGGCGGCCGGCGCCCCGUGUCAAGAGGAAGCCCCGUGACCACCUUGGUCCACACGGGGCGUAAACGGAGGGCCCGCCGUGCGGCCCAGACCGCCCCCCGCUCGCGGGACCCAAACUGAGACGAACUCCUCCUCCCGGGCCCCGGGGGCACUCGGGGGCCGUGUCCUCUGACACCAGGAGGCUCCGAGCGACAUAACGACCAGUCACUCCGUUCCACGGCGGCCGGGCCCCGGUGGCGGGUGUGACCGCGUCCCCGAGAGCAGAGCCGCCGUCCUGGCCACGUUUUGUGGGGUCGUCUCAAUGUGGUAAAAGUACAAUAAAGAGACAGCAGACACGUCGGGGCCUCGCUGUCC